This is a messenger RNA of Babjeviella inositovora NRRL Y-12698, 541 nucleotides long. RefSeq lists its product as uncharacterized. Bases 209 to 421 code for a protein of 70 amino acids. The transcript has a single exon. The record is from RefSeq and is a predicted model, not a curated record. Lineage: Eukaryota; Fungi; Ascomycota; Pichiomycetes; Serinales.
CUUCGGCCGCGUUUCAAAUCAGGAAGAUUGCCCGAUUGUGAAGCUUAUCCCUUUUUAUAUACAAGAGCAGAUUGCUACCUUACAUAUUUCUUGUUCUAGCCAUUAAAUGGCUUUUAUUUUGGAGAUUCUAAGCGUAUUUCUUGAAUUUCUCUUGGUUGAUAGUGACUGGUAAACCACGGAACCAAUCUAGUUAUAGCAACCGGCCCUCAUGAACCAGACAUUUGACUGUGGCAACGGGAAUUUUUCAAUUGACAAUAUUGGCAGCAACAUAUCUGCAUCGGAGAUCAAUUUGAUAUACCAGUGUGGCAUUAGCCUUGGCAAAGUGUCCAAGCUGGCUGGGGUUAAGACUAACUUAGCAACUUGGGCACUAUGGCUCAUCCUACUCAUUGACCUAGUCACUGUCGUCGUGCCUGGUUUCUAGAACGAUGUCGGAUUUAACCAGACAGCGUACCAACAGUUAUUCGUUUCGACAACGGUCUACGUAAUCAGCGCUACUAACAACAUCACAAUCUCCAUCAAUACGGCAUAUAUUAAUGUAUCA